GGGUCCAAUGGUCGCUCUUGUUAAGAAAGUGAAGAGCAGGAUUGUGGCGCAUAGGAUUGCUACGAUUUCUCUAUGGCUGCCAUCAGGAACACCAGCAGAAUGAUCUUCAAGGAGAUAUUGCACCCCUCUCCCAUACGUCCGAUUUCUUCUCUGCGCAGGCUUCCUAAAACCCCAGAAAAUCUUUUGCCAUUAGCUUGUGGGAAUGCCGUUCUUCCGUUACCGCGACGCGGGAUUGGUUCAAGUGCUAUUCGGUGUGCAGCUUCAGAUGCUGGUGAUGGUGGGAAGAAAGUAUCGUCUCGGCUCUCCCAGGUUCAGCAGCUCCUGCAAGAAGCUGAAGACCGAGCUCAGGCAUUUGAUAGCGGGCCUACUCCUAAAAUCACGCUGGAUCAUGUCACAGUGAACUUUGCGAGAAGUGGGGGACCUGGAGGUCAAAAUGUAAAUAAAGUGAACACCAAGGUGGACAUGCGGUUCAAUGUCAAAAACGCAUAUUGGUUAGGGGACAGGAUCAGGGAGAGAAUUAUGCAAAUGGAAAAAAAUCGUAUUAACAAGGAUGGGGAACUUGUAAUUUCCUCAACAAAAACUAGAACGCAGAAGGGUAACAUUGAGGAUGCUUUGGAAAAACUCCAGGCAAUUAUUGAUGCUGCUGCGUAUGUCCCACCACCUCCUUCAGAAGAACAAAAGAAGAAAAUUGCGAAGAUGGCUGCUAUUGGAGAGCAGAAACGCCUUAAGAGCAAGAAAGCGCUCUCAGAUAAGAAAGCAUUCAGAAGAAGUAAGGAUAGUUGGGACUAAUUUAUGUUUUUGAUUACCAAAAUCUUGCGGUUCUUGAUCAUUAUACGAUUGCAGGGCAUGAAAGCUCAAUCCUUUGAUAAAUGAAUGAGCGAUUGAAUGUAACCUGGGGUAACUCAGAAGCAGCACAACCUAACGGCCAGUUUACUUGAAGGACCUCAAUGAAGUUUCAUUCUCAAAUUUAGAUGGGAAAAUGAUGCCCAAGGACCAAAUUCACAAAUCUUUUAGUCCUAAGAACCACUAACUGUGAAUAAUACUCAUUGUCACUUGUAAAUUUCUAUUGCUUGAGAGGUUAAAAUAUACUCUCUUUUUUUGGUUGCAGAUUUUUGUUGUAUGAAUACUAAAUACUCGUAGUUCACAUUAUGGGGUUGGCAAAUUUGAGAGCUUAAUUUAUAAAUUUGGUACUUCGGUACGAUUCUCCCAAA
Neltuma alba is the source of this 1211-nucleotide messenger RNA. RefSeq names its product peptidyl-tRNA hydrolase ICT1, mitochondrial. Gene Ontology annotation, biological process: translational termination. Gene Ontology annotation, molecular function: translation release factor activity. The record is from RefSeq and is a predicted model, not a curated record. NCBI's taxonomy places the organism in Eukaryota, Viridiplantae, Streptophyta, Magnoliopsida, Fabales, Fabaceae. The transcript is spliced from 8 exons. Bases 73 to 789 code for a protein of 238 amino acids.